AUGGCGGCGGACACGGAGGUGGCGGCCAUCAUGGAGGUGGUGGGCACCACGGGGGAGGUGGCGGCCAUCACUGGGGAGGUGGCGGCGGUGGCCAUCAUUGGGGUGGAGGAGGAGGUGGGCACCAUUGGGGCCAUCACGGCGGAUGGGGAGGCGGAGGUUGGCACCAUCAUCCGCAUCACUGGGGUGGAGGUGGCGGAGGAUGGGGAGGAGGCAGCUACUACCGUAAGACGGCCCUACUACGGAGGUGGUGGGCUCGGAGGUUUGGGACUUCUAGGGCUAUAUGGUGGCUAUCGUCCCUAUGGUUAUGGUUAUGGAUACGGAUACCGUCCAUAUUAUGGAUACGGCGGCUACGGCUAUCAAAACAACUACUACAAUUAUAACAACUAUUAUAACUACGGAACUUGCACUCCCGUUAGCAUCAACGGUGGGUGGUACCAGUGCUACUGUGUCAAUGGCAAUAGCGUCCAAUACGUCAAUCAAUACGGCGGCUGCCCGGGUGUUGUACAGAAUUAUAAUUAUGGAAAA
Messenger RNA from Mesorhabditis spiculigera, 525 nucleotides. Lineage: Eukaryota; Metazoa; Nematoda; Chromadorea; Rhabditida; Rhabditidae. The record is from the annotation of a GenBank genome assembly.